Messenger RNA from Drosophila miranda, 5178 nucleotides. RefSeq names its product formin-J. The record is from RefSeq and is a predicted model, not a curated record. Lineage: Eukaryota; Metazoa; Arthropoda; Insecta; Diptera; Drosophilidae. The coding region runs from base 739 to 3702 and encodes 987 amino acids. Gene Ontology annotation, biological process: negative regulation of centriole replication. Gene Ontology annotation, molecular function: microtubule binding. The transcript has 16 exons.
ACUUCGACGCCCCUGCAAACAUAUGUUUACUCUCCCAUUUCCAAUCAAAAUUUCCAUAAAGCGGGUAACUACCCCGCUAACCACCGGGUUUUCGCGACCGAGAGAUGGAGAACUUCCAAGCCCUGCGUCAACUCCAACGCCGACGCGCUGGGGGGCUGCUUCACUACUGCUUCUGGGGAUUCUCGUUGCAGCACUCAGCACUUUACGUUCACAGUCGUGUUCGUACCGUCGUCGAGUGGCCAACGUUUUUGCGGUGAAAAAAUCCAAGCAAAACCAAAGGAGAAGCAAUACCCAUAGCACCAGCAGAGUCCACAAGCAGCAGCAGUGCAAAACUCAAUUCAAAUUGAAAAAGCAAAAUCUCAUCAAAUUUUUCGGCCUAUGACAAUAACACAAACGCACUUUCUUCGCUACGCAUUAUCCAGGUGCGUGUGCGUAUAGAGAGUGAGCGAGAGAGAGAGAGAGAGUGAUAGAGAAAGGGAGAGAGAGAGAGUGCAAAGGACGAGAGAGAUAUAUAGAGAUAGAGCGGAAACGGAAGCGAACUGAAAGCGCGUGUGAUUUUGUGUCCCCCGUUUACAUAUAUAUGGUUGUUGCUCCCAAAAGUAAAGCCCAAAACAAAUAAAAGUAAAAAGAAAUUAAAUAAGUAAACUUAAAAUUUAAGAAGGAAGAAUAUACAUAAGCCUACGUGCGCGUGUUGAAUUUAAUUUGUAUUUUCUGGUACAACAUCAAAAGCAUUUCCCUAUGAUUGGCUCAUUCUGGAAUCUGUGCAGAGCGUGCCCAUCAAUGCCGGUAGACAAGCAGCUCCACUCGGAGUAUCGGAGCACUUAUCGUUGGCAUGAAUUUACGGGAAACUCGCGGCCAGAGGUUGUGCGACGGGCGCCAGCCCCAAAUCAAAAUCAAAGUCAAUUUGAUGGUCCGACAAAUGAGCCGUCGAUGCCGCGUCGGAAAAAAUGUCCAGAAUUAGCAUAUAAAUCGCACGAGUUUAUUAUAGGUUCGGAAUAUACAGAUGCACGACGAGAAGCCAGUGCACAUCGUCUGGCGCGGUCGGAGGGACGGGGCGGGACACCUUCGCGUCGCAGCAAAUCGGAGGGACCACCCGUUGUGCCUAAUGGACGUGCCUAUCCCGCUGCAACGGAGAUCGAUGGAGCCACAAGAAAACAGGCGGGUGAGUCAAAUGGCCUAUUUCGAAAGACCAUCUCAAAACUGAGCACAGAGUACCGCCUGCAAUUCGUUUGGCCGAAUGUUCGGCGGAUUAAGGGCGGCGGCGAGGCGACGUCUAAGGCCGCGGCCGGCGAUUACCCUCGAAAGAGUAUCUCAUUGGGCGCCCUGCGAUCCAGUCAGAGCCACAGUCACACUCAGAGCCAGAAUCAGAGUCUAAACCAGACCCAGACCCACGGCCACAGUCACACCCAUCAGUCGGUGAUGGGUGCAGGUCUGCCAACGGUGCAUAAAAAACGUACAACAAAUCAGAAAGAAGCUACUCUACAUGAGUUGGAGCCGUUGGUUAGCGAUACGGAUGAUAGAAAAACGCACGAGAAACAAGUGACCAUCGUGGAGCACAAGGCGCGUCCAUUCUCGCAGGCAUACGAUAACGAGCGUAUAAAUCACUUUAUCACGAAAAAGGAGAACUUUGGCUUCACCGAUGCCGCUUUCAAGGAUGUGGUGGACAAUAAGCAUGGACAUGGAGCCGAUUCCGGCCAAGUGGUGGUCAUGAAUGGCACCGAUCCGCCGCACUCUAAACCGAAUUUGGAUUUGUGGUUCAAGGAUAUGGUUGAACUACGCAAAAAGGCAGGGGAAUAUAAGAGCCGUGGCUGGGGCAGGGAGAUUGAUCCGGAAUUGUACAAGAAGCAGAAGGAUCUGUGGGAUCAGGUUUCAAGGCGCAGCUCACUUUCAGCAUUAUCUUUGGCUUCGACUGUGCAUAGACCCAUUACAAAGGAGGAAAAGGAUCAGGAAAAUAAUAAGAAAUCAACGCCAUUGCCGAAGACUCCACUCAAACCCCGAGUUCCUGGUCAAGCCUAUUUGGUUGAUAAUAAAGAUGAGAUUUCAGCACUGCCAGCACGUUUUAGCAAUAUACGCCACCAUUUAGAACGCACCACGGGUCCGGAUGUGGAAGAGGGAGCCCUGCUGCCUUCGCCCACCCGCGAGAAACUGAUGCCAGCCAUAACCAAGAGGGAGUCGGAAUCGCAGAGGGGUAGCCCCAAGAAGACAGCCCUUUCCAGGCAUGGAUCGCCCCAGAAAGGCAGCCCCCAAAAGGGCAGUCCCAAGAAGGUUCUCAAAUCACGCUCCCAAUCGGUGGGUCCGGGCGUUGCUGAGAAUGAAUCCCCGAAGCGACAGAUACGGUCGGCCUCACAGGCCCCUCCGGCGAGCCGCAAAAAGACACCGACUUCAGCCACGACAGCGGCCGGAAGCGAGCGUAAGACACGCCCAUCCACCCUAUCCACAACAUUCCAAUCCCGCAUUAAAAGUAGUUCCCUGCCACCGCCUAAUGGUAGAGUAGCCUCUGCGCCGCCAGCAACUGCAACAGCAACUGCAAUCCGAGCAGCAUCUGCAACAAAAUCAACUUUAAAUGCUAAUCAGCCUCAUGCCAAUCAAUCGCAAACAUCACAAGCCAAGACAACCCAUGGACCCGGCAGAUCCAACAAAAUUCUGAAAUCAUCUGCGGCAUCUGCAACAUCGGGACAACAGCAGCAGCCACAGCAGAAACAGCAGCAGCAGCAACAGCAACAACAGCAAAUGCGUAAGACAGACAAAGAUAGAUCGAAUAUUAGUUGCAUUGGUUUUGGUAGUACUGUUGGUGCUGGUAGCGGUAGUCAGACGAAUAGUGUCAAAAAUCAGCAGAACAAACAAAAGCAACAGCAACUACAACAGCAACAACAACAGCAGCAGCAGCAGCAGCAGCAACAAAAGACUGCUGCCCCAUCAGACAAAACACAAGCAGCAACAUCAACAGCAGCCACGGGCACGGCCACAGUCAGAGAAGGCACAUCUCAACCAGUUGUUCAGUCAACAGCUCAAUCAGCAACAUCCUCGUCUCAAAAUCCCAUCCGGCCUGCAACCAUCAACAUCAAACGGCUCACGGUACCAGGUCAGGAUAGAAAAUUGGCUGAAAACGAUGGCGAGGAUGGUCGUGAGACUGCCAUUUCCAUUUCCAGCUGCAGCCCACAGCCGCCAGUGGUCCCCGAGGUUCCCGAGGAACCUCUGGUGAAGUCACCGCCAGAACCCACUCGGGUGAAGUCCCCGGAGCAGAUUAUUAUGCGUUCGCCCGAUCCAGUGAACUGGACCGUGCCCCUGGAUACGGGCAAGACCUUUACGGUUACCCAGAAUGUCAAAGAUGGGGAGAACUAUAGCCGACCUCAGAGCGAGAUAAAAGCAUCGACACCGGUGGAGAAACCACCACCGCCACCACAAUCGGCACCGCCACAACUAACCGAACAGGCUAAAAUGGACGCCUGGAAGUCGUCCAGUCCCACGACCAGUGGAGGUGCUGUCUAUGGCAAGACCCUGACGCCCCAUGCGGCCCCAGGUGGAGCUGUGCGCCAGCAGCAGCAGCCGGUGGAUCAGCCGCAGGAUCAGGUCCUGUCAUCGUCCUCGUCAACGGGCACUGGAUCGACGGCUCGCACCACAGCGGCCGAGGUCCUGGAGAAGGCACGCGACCGUUUCGAUCGAUUCUGGGGCACCAGCGCCAGCAAGGAGGAGAGUGUCUAGGCGACAGCAGACACUCGCAUGAAAAGCAUGAAAGUGCAAGCAAUUAUAAUACGUAUUACAGCCUACAAACAAAAAUGACAUUAUGCAAUACCUAAACAUAUAUGAAAAAUACUCUCUUUAAUACCUAUGCUAUGCGAAAUCCCCACUUUGACUAUGCUUGAACAUUUUGAUUUCAUAGCAAUAUCAUGAAUCUGCAUGAACACCUACUAAAAUUAUUUUCUACAAAAGACUUUCACUGCCUUUCCCCACAAAAAACAAUAAAAAAAACAUCAUACUGUUGUUUUGCAUUGAAAACCCCAAGAGAACUUUGCAAUAUUUCGAAAUCAUCAUGCAAUCAUAAAAAUAAAUAUAUAAAAUGGGACAAACAUCACCGCAAAGACCCGUCCAAAAAGUGAAUACGAAAUAUAUCUCACAUUUUUGUAACUUUCAUUAAUCGAGCAAAAACCAAGCCGUAUAUUUGGGUAAUGCAUAAAAGGUGAUCUACGCUGAUCCGUCAAAAACCAAAAUAAAAAGUUGAUAAUAGAUUUUGCACAUGAAAUACAAAACCAAAACAAAUGAAAGAUGAUAUUAACAAUAAUUUAAGAAACAUUUUUGGCUAAAAGAAAAAAGAAAUGGCAAAUGAUGGUUAGAAAAACGAAGAAAACACUCACACGGGAAACAUACUGAAAUACCACAAACACAAUGAAAACUGAAAUGAAGGAUGCGAUGAGGGACAAUGCUUUGGAAAGCUGUGAAACUAGUUUGAGACAUACGUACAUUUCUUAUAUAACUAUAACUAUAUGUAUGUCUGAAUAGUCGACAAAUAUGAAAGAUAGAUAUUCAGAUUUUGAUUAAAAGUUUAGCGCUAAUUGAUUGAAAACAAAUGCUUCCCAAAGGGCCAUAGCUUUGAGAAAUGCUGAUUGAUGAUUGAUGUAUGGGAAUUUUGUUAGAUUUCGUUUCCUCAUGUGUAUCUGCCAGACAUCACUUUCCUUCGCGAAACUGGAAAUGCUUAAAUGUUAUACAUCUAAAAGAAAAACCAAAAAGGAAACCAGAAAGGUAUACCCUGUACGCUGAAGUUAAAAUUUCAUUACCCAUAAGUUGUGUGAUUAACUUCAGUAUUGAGCUUAAUUGUUGCUUGUCUAUAUAUUUUUUAAUACAAAAAAUAUAGUAAUAAAAACCAAAAUCACAAAAAAAAUGAAGUAGGAGAUGGUUGAGAAAGACAGUUCAAUGGUAUUUAUUAAACAGUUGAAUAUUUGUAUAUGUUUUUCAUGAAUGGACCUGUUUGUUAGUUGAAAAUGAUGAGUUGAUUACAGAAACCCUAUGAAUAGUAACAAGAUAUUACAAGUGUCCCCACACCGCAGAGCAGAAAUGUAUUUGUUUAUUAAUUCUCAUUCGAUUUGAAUAAAUCCAAAAUGCAUUAGUUAGAGACAAAAGAUUAAGAAAACUUAUGACACUCUCUGGCAAUCUUCGAUAAAUCCAAAAGAACCCAAACAAAAA